AUGGGCCCCUGUACCGCCUCCUCAUGCUGCUGCCAGGCCCCUAAUCUGCCAUGGGCCCCUGUACCGCCUCCUCAUGCUGCUGCCAGGCCCCUAAUCUGCCAUGGGCCCCUGUACCGCCUCCUCAUGCUGCUGCCAGGCCCCUAAUCUGCCAUGGGCCCCUGUACCGCCUCCUCAUGCUGCUGCCAGGUCCAGAGUCUCUCAUGGGUCCCUGUACGGCCUCCCAUUGCUGCUGUCUCCAUCGCCACACUCUGCCAUGUGCCACUUUCAGGUCUCCUCACACUGCUGUGUGUGUUCAAUUUUUUGACAUAGGGUGCUGGCAGAUUACGGGCCUCCCAUAGCUGCUGCCAGGCCCCUAAUCUGCCAUGGGCCCCUGUACCGCCUCCUCAUGCUGCUGCCAGGUCCAGAGUCCUCAUGGGUCCCUGUACGGCCUCCCAUUGCUGCUGUCUCCAUCGCCACACUCUGCCAUGUGCCACUUUCAGGUCUCCUCACACACUGCUGGUGUGUUCAAUUUUUUGACAUAGGGUGCUG
This is a messenger RNA of Staurois parvus, 528 nucleotides long. The record is from the annotation of a GenBank genome assembly. Lineage: Eukaryota; Metazoa; Chordata; Amphibia; Anura; Ranidae.